AUGGGAGACAGGAGGUCCACUCAGUCCCCAAGUCCUGUAGCUCUUCGCAUCCGUCCGAUGAGCGCGGCUGAGCUGGCAGCCAGUGCCAGGCGCAUCGCCCACUGCGUGGACCAGCAGGUCGUGGUGCUGCAAAACCCCACAGAAGGCUCCAAUGAUGCCCUGCGUGCCAGCCGCACCCGCCAGAAAUCCUACCUCUUCGAUGUGGUCUUUGACUCCACGGCCACCCAGGAGACUGUGUACCAUGGCACCACCCAGGGCCUCGUAGCAGUUGUCACCUCCGGCUGCAAUGCCACCAUCUUCACCUACGGCUCCACUGGCUGCGGGAAGACCUACACCAUGCUGGGCACUGAUGGUGAGCUGGGCAUCUGUGCCCGCACCCUGGCCGAGCUCUUCCAGACCAUCGAGGACAGCAGCAGUGAUGUGGAGUACGAAGUCUCCUUGUCCUACCUUGAGAUCUACAACGAGAUGAUCCGGGACCUGCUGAGCCCCUCGCUGGGCUGCCUCCAGCUGCGGGAGGAUGCCAGUGGCCACGUCCAGGUGGCCGGCCUCACCAAGGUCCCUGCCACCAACACCGAUGAGGUCAUGCAGCUGCUGGCACGAGGAAACAGGCACCGGAUGCAGGAGCCCACAGCUGCCAACUGCACCUCGUCACGGUCCCAUGCCAUGCUGCAGGUCAUCGUGUGCCAGCGCCACCGCGGCAGGGAGCUGCGCCACGGCCACCUCUGCAUGAUCGACCUGGCAGGCUCUGAGCGGGCAGCACAGACUCAGAACCGUGGGCAGAGGAUGAAGGAAGGAGCCCACAUCAACCGCUCACUGCUGGCUCUGGGCAACUGCAUCAAGGCUCUGAGCCAGCAGGCCAGCAGCAAGUACGUCAACUACCGCGACAGCAAGCUGACUCGCCUGCUCAAGGACUCUCUUAGGGGCAACAGCCACACAGUGAUGAUUGCCCACAUCAGCCCGGCCAGCACUGCCUUCGAGGAGUCCCGCAGCACCCUCGCCUAUGCCCAGCGUGCCAAGAACAUCUGCACCACGGUAGAGCAGGGAGCACUGCCACCCUUCUGCCCUACACCCUGA
Pogoniulus pusillus (Red-fronted tinkerbird) is the source of this 1074-nucleotide messenger RNA. RefSeq names its product kinesin family member 19 (gene KIF19). Gene Ontology annotation, biological process: microtubule-based movement. Gene Ontology annotation, molecular function: microtubule motor activity; microtubule binding; ATP binding. NCBI's taxonomy places the organism in Eukaryota, Metazoa, Chordata, Aves, Piciformes, Lybiidae. The record is from RefSeq and is a predicted model, not a curated record. The transcript is spliced from 9 exons. The coding region runs from base 1 to 1074 and encodes 357 amino acids.